Molecule: messenger RNA, 4230 nt
Organism: Nannospalax galili (Upper Galilee mountains blind mole rat)
Lineage: Eukaryota; Metazoa; Chordata; Mammalia; Rodentia; Spalacidae
Gene: Rab22a
Product: RAB22A, member RAS oncogene family
Exons: 8
Coding region: 148-732 (194 amino acids)
Molecular function (GO): GTP binding; GTPase activity
Source: RefSeq, a predicted model, not a curated record
ACCGAAGGCGGGCGGCGGAGUAGGCCGCCCGUGUGCGCGCCCCGCGGCCGGGGCUGGGCCGAGCGGCAGGCCGGGGAUGCUCUCGCUGGGCCGGGCCUCCUUCUCAACUUAGGGCGGCGGCGGGCCCGCACCCCGGGCGCCGGGACCAUGGCGCUGCGGGAGCUCAAAGUGUGCCUGCUGGGGGAUACGGGUGUAGGGAAAUCCAGCAUCGUGUGGCGGUUUGUGGAAGACAGUUUUGAUCCGAAUAUCAACCCAACUAUAGGGGCGUCUUUUAUGACCAAGACUGUCCAGUACCAAAAUGAGCUCCAUAAAUUCCUAAUCUGGGACACAGCUGGACAAGAACGAUUCCGAGCCUUGGCACCGAUGUAUUAUCGAGGGUCGGCUGCAGCCAUAAUCGUUUAUGAUAUCACAAAAGAAGAGACAUUCUCAACGCUGAAGAACUGGGUGAAAGAGCUUCGCCAGCACGGUCCGCCUAAUAUUGUCGUCGCCAUUGCAGGAAAUAAGUGCGAUCUUGUCGAUGGCAGAGAAGUCAUGGAGAGAGAUGCUAAGGACUACGCUGACUCCAUCCAUGCGAUUUUUGUAGAGACCAGCGCAAAAAAUGCGAUAAACAUAAAUGAACUCUUUAUAGAAAUUAGUCGAAGAAUUCCAUCCACUGACACCAACCCGCCAUCUGGCGGCAAGGGUUUUAAACUCCGGAGACAGCCGUCAGAGCCUAAGCGAAGCUGCUGCUGACGAGUCAGGGCCCCUCAGGCCCCAUGAUGAAGAGGAAAGAUGUCUGGGGGCCUUCUGAAACUCUGGGAGGUCUAUAAUGAAUGUCCUCUGGGUAGCUCUCUCCUAAUGUCCAUGGAACUGUCGGACCGGAAGGCCUGCUACUGUUCUCCAAGGGCACAGUAUUUGAAUGGGUAGGUUCAGUGUGGGGUGUACCGUACCCAGCAGCACACGGCCUCCAGGCUCCAAACUGCUCAUUGUCAUCCUGGUCUUUUCUGUUCCAAGAGUGAGCUGCUGAAGAGACUAGAUCAGUUCUGCCCAGCUCUUCCUCACCCUUUCUGAACGCACAGAACGUGAUGCAUGGGCCCUGAGUGUAAGACGGGCGUGCUCUAGGUGAUUGAUGUAACAGACAAGCACCCUGGACACCCACAUGUGUUCAGAGACAAGACUCUGAGUGAGUCCUGAGAGAACCCUAUCCUUCUGCAAUGGCUGCUGGAGUCCUUGGCUCCGAUCUAACCUCUGUACCAGCAUCAGAACAUGGCAGCCAGACACGCUGGCUUUUGUCACUAAACUCAGAAGCCAUAUGUCCAGCUUCAUUCUCUGUGAACAUUAAAUGACGGUAAACUGGGUAGUGGAAAUCUUCAUUAUUUAAAUUUGUGUUAAAGGGACAGGCAAUGCAAUUUUCAUUGCUGUUUGACUUUGAGAAGCGUUCUACCUCUUAACGGUCUGUUGUUUUUAAGGGAAGAAAUAGGACAUGCCCUUAAGAUUCAAGUUGUUAACUGUAUGCCUGCCUCAGUCUGUUUGGCUUAUCAAGAAAAAGAUUUUAAUGCUUCAAGAUGAGUUUAGGAUGUCCUAUGUCUGUUAAAAAACCAACACAAAACAGGGUUGGUGAGACAGCUCAGCAAGUGAAGGCGUAUCUGCCUUUGACAACCUGAAUGAACGCACAUAACGGAAGACAGCCGAUUCUGCAUUUGUCUUCUGACCUCCACCCAUGUACCAUGACACAUGCACCCACACGUGUCCACACACAAAUAAAUCAACGUCAUAAUAUUUAAUAGUCUGAGCAACAAAUGAUCUAGGAAAUAAACAGAACACUGUAUGGCUUUAGGAAAGGGAGGUCAGGGUAGAAUUCAGCCUGGGACUUAAAGGAACAACCUCUGCAAAUUUCCUUUGACAGCAAGGUUGCUUGUCUUGACUUCCAGUAAUAGAAAACCAGGCAAUUUGAUUAUCCGAUUUGCGAGAAAUGUUAAUGGAAUUCUGGGGCAUUUGUCCUGUUUUAUGUGCAAAUGAAAGUCAAAAAAAUAUGGGACGGGUAUUACACUUCUCGGGAGCCUCUGCUCCUCCAUCUCGGGGGAUGAUGGCCGAGGGACCCCAGUGAUGAAGCUCAUUAGCCACGGUGAGAAGGGGGAUAGAUAGAACCCAGAGUCGCUGUAUGUCUCAGCUCAUCCUGAAGGACGCUCUUACCAUAUAGGAAAAUGAUUGACUUACUAAAUCUAGAAGGACUUGGAGCAACAUAGAUCAAGUUUAAUUUGAUGGUCUGUAUCAUCAGAAAGAACUAAUAUCUGUGUUCUUUCCUUUCAGGGGAUAAUCAAUUAUAAACAGGCUGUAAUAUUUUUAGCUUCAAAACAAAAGGAUUCAGAAGUUCAAUAAAGAUCCCAGACCUUCCAUCUAGUUCUUUCAUUAUGCUGAACAUUUUAGAUGGCAAGAUUAGAAUAUAUAAAUAGAUCCAAACCUCGAUGGCUAACAAACUUAACCCCCCAAAAAAAUUUUUUUUAAUUUGCUGCAAGUUUGUUUUAUGGUGCCCUAGUGCCUCAUCAAAAUGCUGCAUAAUUACAACAAACAAAAGUCUGGGUAGCUUUCCACAAACAGGAAUUAAGUGCCAAGUUCUGUCUGCCAAUUAAUGGAAAGUCCUAAGACGGUAAUGAUUUUUCUAAAGAGCCUUCCUUAAUUGACAGUUUUCAACUGCAGGUCCUAAUGCCCUUCAUCGCAGGGUAGAAACAGCCCGCUGGCUCUCCUCACCCGUGGUUCUUCAUUCAGGAACUUCCCUAUGUUUAGGGAGGCAUGUUGUUGACCACAGUCCAUUGUGGGGAGAUCAUCUUUAAGCAGCAUGCUACACACAGGGCCAGUGAUCGUCACUCAGAGCUGAAAUGGUCCUGGAAGCCUCUAAAGUGGUAUGAGGUGUGGCCACCUGCACCCAAAGGCCAGCCCGGAGCCCACUGCACACACCCCCUGUUCCAGGACACUGUCACCCUCCAGCCCACUGCUCUGUUUGCUUGGAGGCCCAAUCUAAUAUCACUUGGCAAUUAUUAAUCUUUAUGAGAUUUAUACUUGAAUAAUCAGUUUUAGCCCUUGAAAAAGCUUGAGAGCAGCUCUUGAAUUUCUUUACCUCCAUUUCCUGUGUGAAGUUACUGCAUGGUUUAUGAAACUUUUUCUCAACAUGGGUCAUGCCCAGGAUUUCAGAGGGACCAGUCAGCUCCAUGUGGGGGGAUGAUUGGCAGCUGGGGAGUCAGAGCAGCUCAUCAGGGCUCUAUUUUUAAACCAUUUGUUGAGCUGCGUAGACAGAGCUUUACUGCCCUGGGAAGGAUUUCUUUUCUCUCUCUGUCCAGCUCAGUCUUUCCAUCACUUCACUUUAUGAGCCACUCACAUCAUCAUCAGUCACGCCCCUGACCUUCAGAAAUUGCAGCUGACUUCUGCCCCUUUCCACCGCUCUUCUCCCUCAGACGCACACUACACCAGCCACCUCCUUGGCACCCAUGCCACACCUUUCCCUGUGGCCUUCCCUGGGUACAGAACCCCAGAAUGUCCAAUGGGCAGCACGAGCCCAUGGGGGAAACAUAGUUGACUGAACAUGAUCUACCAUUGGUGACAGAACAAUGGCCGGAAGUACACGAACUCCAGAGAGUUUAUCAGGGAGUGUUUGUUAAAAGGUCUCAAAGUCCGAAAGUCUAGAGGAGAAAACACUAAGCAUCCUACCAGCAGUUCUUACAUCUCCUAAGAAUGUCAUACCUUGUCAAGACCCAGUGCAAGGAGUGAGAUAUCUGUGCCUUUUAGUAACAGCGUCUAAUGUGAAAAUAAAUUAAGUCACUUCCAAUUGUCGCCACUUCUGUAGCGCUCUGAACAGCCCAAACUUAGCCGUGGCUUCCCCUGCAUGCCACCCUGCGUGCUUACGUGUAGCGAGGCAGGAAUGGUGAUUUGCCAAGCUUGUAUGAAUGUUUGAAGACUAUUUUUGCAGUCUUGACCUUGGGCUGGACCUAAGUCUGUAAAAAUACGAUGCCUGUCUUGUUUAUAGAGGAUGACAAAAAAACUAGACAUUUUGCUUUUUGUUGCUGUAAGACUUUUCUUUGUACACAUCUGCUGUUUGCAGAUUGCAGAUGGGGUAGAUCUGACAUACUUUGCAACAGUUUUACUUUCGCUCAAAUACUCUAUAGUAAACUUUUAUAAAGUACAACAUGCUAAGUCACCAUAAAAUUUGUGUAAGAAAGGUGUAAACAUUUUGUUAAUAAAAUCCUAUGUUUACAGAUA